Colletotrichum acutatum is the source of this 297-nucleotide messenger RNA. Its product is annotated as cytochrome b5-like heme/steroid binding domain-containing protein. Gene Ontology annotation, cellular component: membrane; intracellular membrane-bounded organelle. The record is from RefSeq and is a predicted model, not a curated record. Lineage: Eukaryota; Fungi; Ascomycota; Sordariomycetes; Glomerellales; Glomerellaceae. Gene Ontology annotation, molecular function: heme binding. The coding region runs from base 1 to 297 and encodes 98 amino acids. The transcript is spliced from 2 exons.
AUGCAAAGAUUCGGUCGGUCAGAUUUGUCCAAACAUCACGAACUUGAUGACUUAUGGGUGUCAAUCCGGGGUAAAGUGUACGACGUCACCAAAUAUGCCGAUGAUCAUCCUGGGGGCAUCGAAGUCUUGAAGGACGUUGCGGGAUAUGACGGCACUGAAAGCUUCGAAUAUGUAGGCCACUCAGAAGAUGCAUACCGGACGCUGGAAGAGUUCCAAAUUGGGUUGCUUGUCGACCAUGUAAGUCCACAAGAGCGGAAUGGGAAGGCGCCUAUCACUGCUGACAAGUCUGCCUUGUAG